Messenger RNA from Emericellopsis atlantica, 846 nucleotides. Its product is annotated as putative short-chain dehydrogenase. The transcript has a single exon. Gene Ontology annotation, cellular component: intracellular anatomical structure. The record is from RefSeq and is a predicted model, not a curated record. NCBI's taxonomy places the organism in Eukaryota, Fungi, Ascomycota, Sordariomycetes, Hypocreales, Bionectriaceae. Gene Ontology annotation, molecular function: oxidoreductase activity, acting on NAD(P)H, oxygen as acceptor. Bases 1 to 846 code for a protein of 281 amino acids.
AUGAGCUACCCCAUCACCUCGGUGCGCUCUGCCUUUGAGCUCACCGGCAAGACCUUCAUUGUCACCGGGGGCGCCCAGGGCAUCGGGUUCGCCCUCGCCCACGCCAUCUGCGAGAUGGGCGGCAACGUCGCCAUCUGGGACAUCCAGCCGUCCCCCGCCAACCCGGACGCCUACGCCGCGCUCUCCUCCCAGUUUGGCGCCAAGACCGUCUACAUCCAGAGCGACGUGUCCAAGCAAGGGGGUAUCAUGGACGCGUUCGACAAGACGAUCCAGGAGUUCGGGACGGUGGAUGGCGUGGUCCCGGCAGCAGGCAUCGCCAUUGACAAGCCCUUUAUCGAGCAGACCUGGGACGAGUACAACCGCAUCCAGGACAUCAACGUGCGCGGCACCUUUUUCACCGUCCAGCUCGUCGCCAAGCACCUCAUCGAGCGCAAGAAGAAGGGCAGCAUCCUCCUCAUCGCCUCGCAGUCCGCCCACAUCGCCCUGCCAGGGUACCGCAUGGCCGCCUACAACGCGUCCAAAGGCGCCGUCGCCAUGCUCAACAAGGUGCUUGGUGUCGAGCUCGCCCCGCACGGCAUCCGCGUCAACAGCAUCUCGCCCGGCUUCGUCGACUCGGACAUGACGCGCAACGUCCGCGAGAGCAAGAGCAAGCGCGAGGGCGAGCAGAUGUGGAUGGCGCCCCCGAAUCAGCGACUCAGCACACAGAACGACCUCACCGGCGCCGCCGUCUACCUUCUCAGCGACGCGAGCGUGCACACGACGAGCGCGGACAUUGCCAUCACCGGCGGCCUGCACGCGGGCACCAUUGAUGGGCUGAUUAGCUACGAGGCGCCAGGGGCGAAAUGA